Molecule: messenger RNA, 5361 nt
Organism: Harmonia axyridis
Lineage: Eukaryota; Metazoa; Arthropoda; Insecta; Coleoptera; Coccinellidae
Gene: Set2
Product: probable histone-lysine N-methyltransferase CG1716
Exons: 12
Coding region: 175-5085 (1636 amino acids)
Biological process (GO): regulation of DNA-templated transcription
Cellular component (GO): nucleus; chromosome
Molecular function (GO): histone H3K36 methyltransferase activity; protein binding
Source: RefSeq, a predicted model, not a curated record
UUUAUCGUCGAGGUUAUUUUCCUAGUGAUGAUUAUAUUAUGAUCUAUAUUUAUUAUCAUUUUAUGGUCUAUGUAGGUGUAGGAUAAUUCAUUAAAAAUUUUCUAAUGAAUUUCAUUCCUUUUUUGUGAUACAUCACCAAUUAAAAAAUUCAAUAAUUUUAUUGAUGUAGUUAUUAUGGCACCACGAAAAAAGAAAACGCAACAAAAAAUUACAACAGAUGAUGUGAAAGCUGCAACAAAAACUAAGAAUAUUGCAAAGAGACCUUCAAAAAAGAAAGGACCAGUAAGAAAAGUUGCAACUAGGAAACCUAGACAACCAAAGAAAUCUUCAAAGAUCAUAUCAAAUGAUAAUAUUGAAAUAGUUGAGGACAUAAUAGACUCCAAAAGUGAGGAACUGCCGGAUAGUGUAGGAAACACUUCAAUAGAAAAUAACGAAUAUAGUUCAGCUGAAUGUGAAACUUCAUUUGAUUCUCAAACUCUUGAGAAUGAAAGAACUACAUGUGAAAUUACAGAACAACUAGAACAUUUAGAAGUACAGGAACAAGAAGUUAUGGAAGAACUUAUUGAAUUUGACUCAGUUGAUAAUGUUGUAACAGUUGAUUAUGUUAGUCAAGAGGUAACAUUAGAAAUGGAAAAUGAUAAUAGUAAUGUUAGUAACAUAGAUCUGUUAGAAGUUUCUAAUGAUGAUUUUUCAUCAAGAGAAAAAGAAAUUAAGAAUGAUAAUGACCAAGAAACAAAUGAAAUUGAAGAAAGUUUAUCCCAAAUGAUGAAUAUAUUUGAAAUAUCUCAUGUAAAUGAUGGCUCUCCAAAAAAUCUUGAUGAACUUGAGUCAAAAACCAAUUUGAAGGAGAAUUUAGACGUUAUUGAACCAACCCUAUCAGAAACAAAUGAUCUUGACAAAGAUAAGAGCAAUGAAAUCAAGGAAGUCGAAGAGAAUAAAUUAAGUUCAGAAAAUCUGUUGGAUAAAACAGAAAAUAAAACUGAUAAUAUUUUGUUUUCAAAUGAUAAAAUUAAAGUGGAAAAAACUUCAAGAGGCAAAAUGAAAAAACAGAAUGAAACAAAAUCACAAAAGGGGCAGAAAAAAGAAAUAACUAAAAAAGAAAAAACCAAAGGUACCAAAACAAAAACUGUUUCAAAAUCAAAAACUGAUGAAGCAGAUGAAAAUUUAAUUAGAAGAUCUAGUCGAAUAAAAUCAAUCAAUGUUUUGAAAAAACCUUCUGUGGGUCAUGGUCUGGUAAAAGUUAAAGAUUGUGAAGUUUCUGAGAUAAAAAAUGAAAAUGAUAAAUCUUCUCUUCAGUGUGUUCCAAGUAAAAAUGAACCCUCUGAGAAGCCCAUAAAAGUGAAAUCUCGAUGGCGGCGUUCCAGUGAACUUGAGAUGAAUGUAUCUAGUGUAGAAGAUGCAACAAAUACUAACUCUAAAGAAAAUGAGAACCUCAAUGUUGACUUGGAAAAGGACAAAAUGAAGUCUUCUGUUAAGGAUGAAUUAGUUGAGAGCAGAUUGAAGCAAUUUGUUCAUCUAAAGGAAAAUGUAUACUUAACAGAACGUUUCGUUUGCAAGGAAGCCAAAAAAAUGACAUGUGAUUGUUUUUUAACUGAGGAAGAGAAACAAAGAGGAGAAAUGGCUUGUGGAGAGGAUUGUCUGAAUAGACUCUUGAUGAUAGAAUGUGGAAAUCUUUGUCAAGUUGAAGAUCGAUGUGCCAAUAAAAAAUUCCAGAAAAGUCAAUUUGCACCAGUGGAAGUUUUUAACACACACAAAAAAGGCUUAGGAUUAAGAGCUGCUGCUAAUAUACCCUAUGGGGAAUUCAUCCUUGAAUAUGUUGGAGAAGUUCUUGAUGCAAAUGAAUUUGAUAGAAGAGCAGAUGAAUAUUCCCAAGACAAAAACACCCAUUACUAUUUCAUGUCCUUGAGAUCAGAUGCCAUUAUUGAUGCUACACAAAAAGGUAAUAUAUCCAGAUUUAUAAACCACUCCUGUGAACCAAAUGCCGAAACUCAAAAAUGGACUGUUAAUGGUGAAUUGAGAAUUGGAUUUUUUAGUACAAGAACAAUUUUGGCUGGUGAAGAAGUGACGUUCGAUUAUAGAUUUGAAAGAUAUGGAAAAGAGGCUCAGAAAUGUUAUUGCGAAGCACCUUCUUGUCGUGGUUGGCUGGGAGAAGAACCGGAUGACGAUGAAGAAGGCGAGGAAGAUGAAGAGGAGGAAGAAGAAGAGGAAGUGGAAGAAGUAGAGGAAAAUGUCGAAGUAAAACCAAUAGUUGACAAAGUUCCAGAAGUAAAAGAAGAGCCAUCUACUGCCGAAGUUAUUCCAAAAAUAGAGAAAGAGGAAAUACCGUCUGUUGUUCAAGUUACACCUAAAAUUAAGAAAAUAAAGCCGAAGAGGAAACUUCGAAAGGAAUUAUUUGAAGAUGAUCAAUUGGACGAGGAAAUUGAUGUUUUGGUAACUACCGGACUCAAAAAUCAAGCACAUACAUUGAAGUUGUCAAGGCUGAUGAUAAGAGCAAAGGAGCCUGCUCAAAGAGCAAAACUACUGAGGGUGUUGAGAAGAGGAGAGUUACCGUGUCGCAGGCUCUUCUUGGAUUAUCAUGGAUUACAUCUUAUGCAUGGAUACAUGAUAGACGCUCAACAUUUGUGUCUGAUGGACAAGAAAUAUGAUUCUCUAAGAUUGGAAGUACUUCAAACAUUAGCGGUGCUUCCUAUAUCAAAUAAGACAAUGCUUCAAGAUAGUAAAGUUUUGCCCACUAUUGAAAAGUGGUCUGUUCCACUCACAUCGAGCUCAUCUGUCGAAUCCAAUUCCGAAAGUAAUUCGCCAAAAGUAGAAACCGAAGUUAGCGAGUCCUCUACACCUACUAUACUUCCUGAAACGACUAAAGAAUACACAGAAACAACAUUCACCACUGAAGACCUGGUACCAGAAGACCAAAUCAGGAAGUCUGUAGGAAUGGAGGAAGUCAAAGUGGAGUCUUCAUACUUUAAAAACACUCGAGGAUCUGCGUUAGCUGAGGAGAUUGUAAAUAUUUUCGAGGAUGAUACGUAUUUGUCUACUGCCAAGCCGAAACCGGUUCUUAGGGAAGUGAAACCGCCAACGCAAAAUUACGAAUUUGAAAUAAUCAUUUUGGCAACAAAGCUAGUAGAGAUGUGGUCGAAGCUUAAAGAAGUUUUCAGAAUACCCAAGAAAGAAAGGAUUGAGCAGAUGAAGGAGCACGAAAGGGAGGCCAAUAAAGGUUAUAUUGCUGGUUUGGGUUUGGAACAAUAUGCGGAAAAGAAAAAUGAGAGCAGAUACAGAGGUAUGCAAAGAUCUCGUCAACAAGACAAAAAAAGUGUGAAAUCGGAUGAACGUAAUCAGCAACAAUCUUUGUUGAGCAGACACAAUAGAAGAAAACUUUUCGCUUUGCAAGUGGAACAGCAGGAAGAAGAUAGACGAAGAAAGCAGAGGGAACUUUGGAUACAGCAUGAGAAAAACUGCAUGUUGAUAGGAACAGAUCCGAGGUUUACCGCUCCAUUCGAUCCAACUAGAGGAUUUCAAUGUAUUUGGAAUCCCCAGAUUGGGCAAUGGCAAAACUAUCCCAUUCCCCCAUCUGCUGACAAUUCUUUGGCCUAUGGACACAUGCCAAAUAUGCCCGUGUCCAUUCCAAAUACGAAUAUUCCACCACCUCAUAUUCAGCCGACUCCUAGCUAUCCAUAUGGAAUGCCUCAAAUGCAGCUAACCGCUGGAAUACCAACACCAAUGCCGCCAAUCUCAACCAGUAGAAAUCAUACGCAUAUGGUUCCCUCAAUACCUGUAGGUAGACCGCCUCUACCUUCAUCACUUCCUCCCUCUUUACUACAUCAAAUUACACCUACUAGCGGGACAAUCUCUAAUAACAUUCACCAAACACAAACCAUGACUAGUCUUGGUCCUAUUGCCACCAAUAUACCACCUCCCUCUAUGCAAACCCAAACUCCGCCCCCUAUUACUUCAGGUAUUCAAGGCCUACAUAAUCCAUUGGUAUAUCCGCCUCAGAUAAUGAUUGGACAAACACCAUCUCCGAUAUUGUAUCAACAGGAAAAGAAAAGCGAAAUCAUAAGUAUUAUCGGCGAUGUCAAGUUUUUGGGUCCUAUUCCACCUCCACCAAAGUUACCUCCAAGGUGGAAAUGCGCAAAAGACAAAUAUGGACGACCUUAUUAUUAUCACAUAAGACUUAGGAAAAGUCAGUGGGAACCACCACAAAUUACACCCGAGGAUUCUGAUAGCAGCAGCUCUGAGUCAAGUUCCUCAAGCACCGAUUCAAGUUCCGAAGAAUCCGAAAGUGAUGAGGAAAUUAUUAAUGACAGUAGAUUGUUGAAACAGGUCAAAAAACAUAUAAACAAAGAAUUUAAGGAAGCAACUCCAAUAAAACCUUCGCAUCCUAAACUUUCCUCAGGUAUUGAAGUUCACCCGAGUCCAGUGGUGGAACAAAGUAAUGAAAUGCAAUCUGAAGUUCAGUCUUCACCGUUAGAAGCAACUGAAGAAGAAUCUUCAAUAGACAAGAGAUUGAAAGAACAGUUCAAUUUCUUGGAGGAAGGCAGUCCUAUGGCAAAGAGAAGGAAAACUUCAUCUUUAGUUCAAGAAAUAAUAAUAAGUCCUAGAACAGAGGAAGAUAAAUUAUUAUUCAAAGAAGAUUUGAAAAGAUAUAAAGAGAAUAAGAUGAUACUCAAAAAACAAAAAGAAAUAAUUUUGCAACAGAGGAAAAAGCAUAUGAAAGAGAAGAAAGUGAAACAACAACCUUCAAAGGCUAAGAUAAGAGAGAUGAAAUAUAGUAAUACGGAAAAUGCUAAAAAAAUAAAGGAAACAUUCAGAUCCGCAAUGGCUAACACGGUUGUUUCUGCAUUGAAUGCUUAUAGAAAGGCCGAUUGCAAAGAAGGAAGAAUAACGAAUACAGAAGAUUUCAAGCACCUCGCCAGAAAGUUGACUCAUUUCGUAAUGUUGAAAGAAAUGAAGUACAUUUCCGAAAUAGAAGAACUUGUUUGUAGUGAUAGUGUUAAAGUGAAAGCAAAAGAUUUCAUUCGAAAAUACAUGAGUAAAUUUGGAGGUGUGUAUACUAAAAGAGAUGACGAACCUGAACAUUAUUAUUAAUCGUCUAUUUUUAUUUAUCUGUGAUAAGUUUGCAAUUUCAGCGUAUUAUGGAAUUACUUUAUUAUGUUUUGCUAAUUUGAUAAUUUCAUAUAUACUUUGGGUGUAUUAUUAUUUUAGCAAUAUUCACUACAUUUUAUUUAUCUUGAUCUGUCUUGAUCUUAUCUCUGCAGAGUUGUUAAAAACAUUGUAUAUAAUUAACAUUAAUGAUAUGUUCAUUUUGUCUUUUAUCGCAAUCAUCUGUAUAGACCUGUAAAUAAAAGAUUGGAUUUUUAAUGA